Messenger RNA from Pyricularia pennisetigena, 1785 nucleotides. RefSeq lists its product as uncharacterized. NCBI's taxonomy places the organism in Eukaryota, Fungi, Ascomycota, Sordariomycetes, Magnaporthales, Pyriculariaceae. The record is from RefSeq and is a predicted model, not a curated record. The transcript has a single exon. Bases 1 to 1785 code for a protein of 594 amino acids.
AUGGCCAACCAGGAAGACGGGGGCAAUGCCGUCUUCUUCAGCUCUAGCAAAUAUCAGCUUGGUCGGAUGAAAUCCACCUUGCUGACAAGUGAGCCGCAACCACCCAGCCGUCAGCAUCGCUCGCGUCUACGACAAAUGAGAAGCCGCCUCUCGUGGCACGGUAGCUUUUUCAGCCCGGCAGUCACUUCACCAUUGCCGCCGCUCCCCGAUGAUCGGCAAUAUGCCGCUCAAGACGCACGUCCUGGUGUGGCCAGUAGAGGAAAAUCGCAGCAAGAAAACCACGCGGCGGCCCGGCUGGAUGGUUCCUGCUCUUCUCCUUUCACCACAAACAAACCAAAACUCAGAAUUGACACCAACUUAUCUGCCAAACAAUCGCAGAGACCUGCGUUCAGCACUGUGACCACUCACCAGGCUGAAGUCGUCAACCACCAGACAUCAGUACCUGCCAAGCCAGAGGUUUUUGGUUUGCGACGCUUGCUUCGACGUCCCACACAAGCACCCAUGCCAAGGUUUUCCGCCACAUCCACUGCUGAAGAAGAGUAUCGAGCGCUUGACAACUGCAUCGAAGAGGUAGCCGAAACAACCCAAGUUUCGCAGCCAAACCCAGCCCAUCAUCGUCUUGGAACCAUGCAGAACCAUCAGCCUCUAGUCGGAAAUUGGGACACCUCCACCGCGAUGCAUCCACCAAACCCGCCCCCACCACUGAGGAAGAAGUCGAGUAUGAUAGAUCGCUUGAGAGUUCUUCGCCCCAGGCCAUCAGUUCAAGCAUUGGACUCUCAGAACCUUGAACAUUCAUCUGGAAAUGUCGCCCCGUAUGUCCCAAAGCACGCCGCAUCGGACUUUUCACGCAUUCGUGUAAACCUACGAAGUCGCGAAAGCACAACGCUGGGUGGAUCACUCAGCAGCAGAAGCACAAGGGAGAUGGAUGGUAGGCAAGCACUACUGGCCGACGCCCCAACAAAGCUCUGGUCCAUCGCCGACCAGGCCAUCGAGGACGAACCAGCAAGGGUUUUUCGUCGCAGGAAUACUGCCUAUCCAUAUGAUCAACCUGACGCGAUUGAUCAUAGCCCAAGCGACCAACACACUCGCCCAUCCACUCCAGAUUUACAAGUCAGGUCAGGUGACUCCCCGAGCCCAGCUUCUACCGAGUACUCCUUGUGUCGAUAUGAUUCAGGUGUCGUGUCGCCCCUCUCCGCCAUGUCGCCAAGAGACUCGCAGCGAUACACAACACUCGACGACGCCAUUCAUUCCUCUCCGUUGCCAUCCCGGUCAAAAAAUAGCCUUGCGUGUAAAACAAACGCACCAAACGACCAACAAGCCGCCGCAAUAGAGACACCCACCAAGCUGUCCCGCGCCAUAAUAUCGACUCCCACCACUAGCCCAGAGGAGAAAUUCUCCAGUGACUAUGAGCUCUUUCUAGAGAAUGCUGCGCAGAAGCAUCAGCGACAGCAGGAGCAACUGUGGCACAGGCUAGCCACUCCUGACGGACAAGUCGUGUAUACGACCAAUACGGCCCUCAACGAGGAUGACCCAAGAUGGAAACGGUCUGCGGUAGCUCAGCCUACCGCGCAGAUCCAGCAUCCGCAACGCUACGGCGGAGGUGGCAAGGACGGAUUCAGUCUGGGUGGCAGCAGUAACAACGUGUUCGGGCAGAAGGAGAAGACAGUGGAGAACAGACGUGGUGGGCGUGGGCUGGGCAAGAGAAUCUCCCAGUAUCUGCGGCCGACGAGGGAGAGCAAUGUCUGGGACGAGAAGGUAUUGAGACUCAACAGUCGGGAUGUGUGA